UUACGGGAAACCAAGAAGGGAAUGGAGUUUCGUGCAGUUAUAAACAAAUCAACUGUCAAGUAAGAGAGACAGGUCGUGUAAACUUUAUUACGGAAAACCAAGAAGGGAAUGGAGUUCCCUGCAGUUAUAAACAAAUCAACUGUCAAGUAAGAGAGACAAGUCGUACUAACAUUACUCAAGAACAAGUAAAUGAAAUGAACCCUUUACCAUAUGAAUAUGGUCAUGCGGAUGGUCUUGAUACAUUUUUGGCUCAACAGCAAUAUCAGCAGAAUAGCUUUUAUUAUUCGGCACCUGAAACGUGUCAAACCUUUUACAUCGGAGAUUCAAACGCUGGUUUUUAUGGUAAUCAUAUUAGUAACUACUAUGCUGAUUUUCUACGUACAGAAGGAAACAAUUGUGAUUAAUGGAGGGCAAAAUUUUUUUUAAAAAAAAAAAAAAAAAAAAUUAACGAAAUAUAUAUAUUAUAUUUACAUAACGAUAAUCACGUCAUUUUCAUCAGUAUUGCAACAUCAUAUUUAAAACACUAAUAUGUACUUUUAUAGUUCGUGUAACAUAGAUUAAUUUCGUCAGUAUUAGGGGUUAGGAGUCGUAUUACCAUAUUUAGAUUAUUACUUUUCGAAUUUUUUUUUUCCUUUUCCCUUUUUACCAAACCUAUCUUUCGUUUAUUAGAUUUAUCGAAUUUAAUUAAUUUUUUUCUUCGUUUUGUAUUUUUACAUUAUUACGUUUCGUUAUAUAUAAUUUUUACCGAGAUUCGAAAAUUAUAAUUCGUUUUUUAAAAGAAUAAAUCGAAGUAAAG
Molecule: messenger RNA, 796 nt
Organism: Rhizophagus irregularis DAOM 181602=DAOM 197198
Lineage: Eukaryota; Fungi; Glomeromycota; Glomeromycetes; Glomerales; Glomeraceae
Source: RefSeq, a predicted model, not a curated record